GCAUCAACGCGCGCGAGCGGCGGCGCAUGCACGACCUGAACGACGCGCUGGACGGGCUGCGCGCCGUCAUCCCCUACGCGCACAGCCCGUCGGUGCGCAAGCUCUCCAAGAUCGCCACGCUCCUGCUCGCCAAGAACUACAUCCUCAUGCAGGCGCAGGCCCUGGACGAAAUGCGGCGCCUCGUGGCCUAUCUCCACCAGGGCCGAGGCCUGGCCGCGCCGGUGGCCGCCACGCCCCUGACGCCCUUCAGCCAGGCCGCCGCCUACCCCUUCCCUGCGGGUGCCUCGCUGCCCUGCCCGGACAAGUGCGCCGCCUUCCCCGGGACGCCCUCGGCGCUUUGUAAACACUGUAACGGGAAGCCGUAAGGGCCCCUCGCCCCCGCUUCCACACGCGUCC
This is a messenger RNA of Miniopterus natalensis, 396 nucleotides long. RefSeq names its product basic helix-loop-helix family member e23 (gene BHLHE23). Gene Ontology annotation, cellular component: nucleus. The record is from RefSeq and is a predicted model, not a curated record. NCBI's taxonomy places the organism in Eukaryota, Metazoa, Chordata, Mammalia, Chiroptera, Miniopteridae. Gene Ontology annotation, molecular function: protein dimerization activity; DNA-binding transcription factor activity, RNA polymerase II-specific; E-box binding. Gene Ontology annotation, biological process: sensory organ development; axon development; positive regulation of transcription by RNA polymerase II.